CAAUGUUGAACUGUGUUCUUGCUGUCUAAAGUUUGUUACAUAUAUCAGUGCUUAGCUUUUCAUUUCCCUGUUGAAGAGUAUUCUACUUAUUAGACACAGGUAUAAGAUAAAAAGUCUGGGAACCGAAACACUAGACCAGAGAUAAGCCAUGUCACUCCACUUCCCAGACCCAACAAAAACAAUCCAUUCUCAACCAUGCAUUUCCAAUCCAUCUUUCUUCUCAAUUCCAUUCAAAAGACCAAUGCAUUCCAUUCCCACAAGAAGAUCAGCUCUCUUCCUUCCACUCCUCUUAGUACUCCCCUCGACGACGCCCUUAGAAAAGGCGAAUGCAUUCGAUUUCUCUCUGACAGUGCCUGACCAGACACUCGAAGAAGCCGAGGCUGGAAUCAAACCCCAUGCCCAGAGUUUGUUACAGGUGAAAGAAGACCUGGAGCUGGAAUCCUGGAAAGAAGCUCAAAGGGAACUGAGAAAAAGCUCUGCACUUCUUAAGCAAGAUUUGUACACAAUCAUCCAAUCAAAACCUCCAGUUCAAAGGCCUCAGCUCAGGAAUAUGUAUUCCAUUCUGUUCAAUAGUGUAACUGAGCUAGAUUAUGCUGCAAGGGACAAGGAUGUGACACGUGUCCGGGAAUGUUACGAUAACAUUGUUGUAGCACUCAAUAAAAUCUUUUCUGCAAUAUAUUGAAUUUUUAAUAAUUUUUUGUUUGUAUUUUAUUUUUUUUUUCUUCGUGUGAUGCCCCAUAUUAAGGCGUGCCAUAUUUUAUCCCCACACGUAGUACAGCUGAAAAUACUUGCAGAGACAAGAUUCGUUUAUGCCAAAUUGAAUUCAUAUUCAUCGCUUUAAUUUAUUAUAAAACUUUAAUUUUGAUUCUA
This is a messenger RNA of Daucus carota subsp. sativus, 870 nucleotides long. RefSeq names its product psbQ-like protein 3, chloroplastic. Gene Ontology annotation, molecular function: calcium ion binding. The record is from RefSeq and is a predicted model, not a curated record. Gene Ontology annotation, biological process: photosynthetic electron transport chain; photosynthesis. The coding region runs from base 149 to 682 and encodes 177 amino acids. Lineage: Eukaryota; Viridiplantae; Streptophyta; Magnoliopsida; Apiales; Apiaceae. The transcript has a single exon. Gene Ontology annotation, cellular component: photosystem II; photosystem II oxygen evolving complex; chloroplast.